AAUAAAAAUAAAAACCGAAAAACGAAAAAAAGAAAAGAAAAGAAAAGUGCUGCGUCAGAUUUUGCUUCGUCAUGGCGCCCAAAGUUCUGAUGGUAGCAGAAAAACCAAGCAUAGCUUUGUCAAUUGCAUCAGUACUCUCUAAUGGUCAGAUGUCAACACGGAGGGGUACCACAGAGGUCCAUGAGUUUGAUGGGAUGUUUUUGGGAUCUCGGGCUCAUUUUAAAGUGACUUCUGUGAUUGGUCAUGUUUUCAGUGUAGACUUCCCAGCAACUUAUCAAGAUUGGACAACUACAGAUCCUCUGGAUCUUUUUGAAGCACCAAUUCGUAAGACAGAAGCUAAUCCAAAGGCUCACAUUUGUAGGCAUUUAAGCCAAGAAGCUCGUGGUUGUGGGCACCUGGUGUUAUGGUUGGAUUGUGACCGUGAAGGAGAAAACAUAUGCUUUGAAGUUAUUGAAUCCACUGGAUUUCAUGUAAAUGAUGAUCGAAGAGUUCAUCGUGCGCGAUUUUCAUCUGUCACCGAGAAAGAUAUUUCUAAGGCCAUGAAGAACCUUGUUGAACCCAACAGAGAUGAAGCAUUGGCUGUAGAUGCCCGUCAAGAAAUUGACUUGAAAGUUGGAGUUGCUUUCACUCGGUUCCAGACUAGUUACUUCAAUGGGAAAUAUGGCAAUCUUGAUUCCAGAGUCAUAUCUUAUGGUCCCUGUCAAACGCCUACCCUUGGAUUUUGCGUGCAACGGUACCUACAAAUUACCUCUUUCAAACCAGAAAAGUUUUGGGUUUUGCAUCCUCAUAUAUUACACAAGGGCUAUGAACUCAAACUGGAAUGGGCUCGCAAUAAGCUUUUUGACAUUGAUGUUUCUGUCAUGUUUCGCAACUUAGUAGCAGAAGAUGGAAUUCUAAAAGUCAAAACCAUAUCAGAGAAAUAUGAAUGUAAAACUCGUCCUUCUGGUCUUAAUACAGUGAACCUUCUGAAGGUUGCUUCAAGCGCAUUAGGCUUCGGACCUCAGUUGGCUAUGCAAUUAGCUGAGCGCUUAUACACCCAAGGUUUCAUCAGCUAUCCUCGAACAGAGAGCACAGCAUAUCCUUCUUCAUUUGACUUUAAAGGUACCCUUGAAGGACAAGCUCAUAAUCAAAUAUGGGGUGACCAUGCUCAGAAGCUUUUGGCUGAUGGUUAUUCAAAGCCACGAUCAGGAACUGAUGCGGGUGAUCAUCCUCCAAUCACACCUAUGCGUUCAGCCACCGAGGAUAUGCUAGGGCACGAUGCAUGGAGGUUGUAUCAGUAUGUUUGUCAACAUUUUCUAGGGACAUUGUCUGCUGACUGCAAGUACAGAAGGAUAAAAAUAGAAUUUGAAGCUGGAGGAGAAUUGUUUCAUUGUAAUGGAUAUAAUGUUAUACAGAAAGGAUUCACAUCAAUUAUGCCAUGGUUGGCAGUUUCUGAGAAGAAUCUUCCUCAGUUUACUGAAGGGGAAAAAUUAACAAUUUCAAGACUUGAACUUGACGAGGGCAAUACUCUGCCUCCAGAUUACUUAAGUGAGAGUGAGUUGAUCUCACUGAUGGAGAAGAAUGGAAUAGGUACAGAUGCGUCCAUUCCUGUACAUAUUAACAACAUCUGUGAACGGAAUUAUGUACAGGUACAAGCAGGGAGAAGAUUGGUUCCUACUGCUCUUGGUAUCACUCUGAUCAGAGGCUAUCAAUGUAUAGAUUCAGAUUUAUGUUUACCGGACAUCCGUAGCUUUAUUGAGCACCAAAUCUCUCUCGUUGCCAAAGGUCAAGCACACCAUGCUUUGGUUGUACAGCAUGUACUUGAACAGUUCAAAAGGAAGUUCAGCUACUUCGUAAAGCAGAUUGAAAAUAUGGAUGCCUUGUUUGAAGCACAGUUUUCUCCACUUUCUGAGUCUGGACGUUCGCUGAGCAAAUGUGGCAAAUGCUUGAGAUACAUGAAGUACAUAGCAAUGCAGCCAUCACGGCUCUAUUGUGGUACAUGUGAGGAAGUUUAUUAUGUUCCUCAGAAAGGUACAAUCAAGUUGUACAAGGAACUUACUUGCCCUCUUGAUAACUUUGAGCUUUUGAUCUUUUCCAUGCCUGGCCCUGAGGGCAAGUCCUUUUCUCUUUGUCCUUACUGUUAUAACAGUCCUCCAUUUGAAGGCAUUGGCACGUUAUAUGGCACCACUAAGAGUGGGGGUUCAGAAAAGUUGGGCAAGGGAGCUGGGAUGCCUUGUAUCCUUUGUCCACAUCCUACAUGCCAGCACUCUCUGAUAGCAUUAGGAGUUUGUGGCUGUCCAGAAUGCAAUGGGACGCUGGUCCUCGACCCCGUCAGUGCUCCAAAAUGGAGACUUCAUUGCAACAUGUGCAAUUGCCUUGUUUACCUUCCUGAAGGUGCUCACAGAAUCACCACCACCCCUAGUAGGUGUCCUGAGUGCGACUCCACUAUUAUAGAGGUGGAUUUCAACAAGAAAACAACUCCUCUGAAGGAUGGAGCCACUUUAUAUAGUGGGUGCAUUUUGUGUGAUGAGCUACUGCAUUCACUCGUGGAGAUGAAGCAUGGAAAAUCAUUUUCAAUGCGGGGACGAGGAAGAGGGCGAGGAAGGGGUAAAGGCAGGGGAAGAGGCCGAGGCAGCAGGAUAAAGCAAGAUCCUAAAAUGAGCUUCCGAGAUUUCUGAAGUGUUUCUAGAAUUAGCAUAAUGCAAUUCUUAAUUUGAUAGGAUCAUAGAUAUCUGCCUAAUUGCUUAUCUUGUGGGUGUUUAGCCACAUAUUCCCUUGAGCACGUACAAUUUGUGCAUUUGCAAACUGCGCGCACAGUUCCUACUUAUCUUUUCUGUAGCUGUUAAAAAGUGUUUUCAACUCUGUCGACCAUGUAAACUGUCUGUUCUGACAGAGAAGCAAUUUGGAUGCCUCUCAAGUCUGGAUUGGAGGUAGGGAGCCAUCCAUACUCCUCCUUUAAAUCUCCAGUCUACUGUAAACUGAGCAUUCCUCUUCAUUAGGGUGUCACUUUUUGAAUGCUCAGAUAAACAAAUUGUUAGAGAGAGAUUAUUAUGUUCUUAUUUGGCAA
Coffea eugenioides is the source of this 3046-nucleotide messenger RNA. Its product is annotated as DNA topoisomerase 3-beta. The record is from RefSeq and is a predicted model, not a curated record. The transcript has 15 exons. NCBI's taxonomy places the organism in Eukaryota, Viridiplantae, Streptophyta, Magnoliopsida, Gentianales, Rubiaceae. Gene Ontology annotation, molecular function: DNA binding; DNA topoisomerase type I (single strand cut, ATP-independent) activity. Bases 72 to 2657 code for a protein of 861 amino acids. Gene Ontology annotation, cellular component: nucleus. Gene Ontology annotation, biological process: DNA topological change.